AUGGCGCCCGUGGGGGCGCUGCUCCUCAUCUCGGCCCUCGACGACGACCUCCUCUUCUCCGUUUCUCUCCUGCUCCUCUUUGCCGCCUGCCCGGCCCUCUCUGCACUCGCUCGCCGUGCCGAGGUGUCAGCGACGGUGCUGAAUUCGUCGGUGGGGGCAGUGUUCGGGCUGGCCACCGGAAUGCGGGGCGUGGCGGGACCCACCGGCCUGGCAGUGGUCGGGUCGGUGUUCGGAAUAGCACACCUCGCCGCCCGCCGCUGGCUCGCCCCUCUCCUCAGUCGCGGCACUGGAGUGAUGGGGGUGAUGAGCUACGUGGGCGUGCAGCUGCUGGUUGGUCUGGCCGUGGUGCACGCGAUCACGGCGUGGUGCUUGCCGCUCGCGCCCUCCUCCGUCGAUGGCCACGCCCACGACAGCUUCGCGGAGGGGGCGGUGCUCUGCGUGGCGACGAUCUUUUGCGCAGUGGCCACCCUGGCCGCUCUCCUGGUGGCGGCCAAGGCUCUGGCGGCUGGCCUGCUGGCCUGCCCCUAG
Messenger RNA from Acanthamoeba castellanii str. Neff, 528 nucleotides. RefSeq lists its product as uncharacterized. The transcript is spliced from 4 exons. Bases 1 to 528 code for a protein of 175 amino acids. Lineage: Eukaryota; Discosea; Longamoebia; Acanthamoebidae. The record is from RefSeq and is a predicted model, not a curated record.